This is a messenger RNA of Aquila chrysaetos chrysaetos, 8892 nucleotides long. RefSeq names its product protein Wnt-11b-like. The coding region runs from base 3870 to 4943 and encodes 357 amino acids. The record is from RefSeq and is a predicted model, not a curated record. NCBI's taxonomy places the organism in Eukaryota, Metazoa, Chordata, Aves, Accipitriformes, Accipitridae. Gene Ontology annotation, biological process: multicellular organism development; neuron differentiation; canonical Wnt signaling pathway. Gene Ontology annotation, molecular function: cytokine activity; frizzled binding. The transcript is spliced from 8 exons. Gene Ontology annotation, cellular component: extracellular region.
UUAAUUUUUGCUGAUAUUGCUGUAACAUGCAUUCCCAAAUGCAGCUGAUCUCAUAAACCACUGCCGUCUUACCAUAGCCUGGCUCCCCACGGCUGGGUGCCUUUUACGUGCUCCUAGCUAAUGCGGCAUUUGCUGUGCGGCUUUGGGAUGGGACAGGAGGCUGGUGGCAGCGGCUCAUCCCCAUGUGUCACCUCCAGGACAUCAGCCUGUGUGUCCCUCCCGUUCGUUCGUAGGGCUGUGCCACCACUGCUUUCCAUUAUCACUCACUGCCACAGCCUCUUCUGCAUGACUCAACAAAACUCCCCUGACAGCUAUUUCUAGCCUAGUUAGCGAGGUCGGGCGUGUUAUUCAUGACACUUUCUUCCUCUCUGGUGGGGCUCCAGCCAGGCUGGGACCUGCCACCAGCUCUCCAGCACGCAGACCUUCAGCCAGAGGAGACCCUGGCAGGGGACAGAAGGGAAACGCAGCUCCCAGCAUCUCCCCUGCCUUGCAAAGUCCCGUACUGCCUUCUGCAGCAUCGCUCGCCCGGGUUGUCCCGAGCUGCUGGGGAGGGGGUGCAGAUGCCGACACAUGUUCUGCAGCUGGAUCCCCUCAAUCCAGCUGCUCCGGGGCCCUGGGGACAGGGCGUGCUGCAAAGCCUGCUCUGGGCUGCCUUGGCGUGUGCUGCCUGCAAGAGGACAUGGCUGCGGCUGCAGGCAGCCCUGGUCACGGCAGCACACGAAGUGUCACCAGGUGCUCUGUCUCCUUACAGCUUGAACCCACGAGCAGGUGUAGACCCGCGGUCCCCGGUCCCAGCUUCGGGGCACUGGAAGGCAGCAUCGCGCGUAAGCGGCUCUGGAGGAGAUCGGCUGGCAGGAGCGAGUCCUUGCCGGUCCCCGUCACCCCCAGCCUGCUUCUCAGUAUCCGUCCUGCGGUGAGGUCACCGACUCCACCGCUACCUCGGAAAGAGGAAGGAGGACGGUUUCGCUAAAGGAAAGCAACCCUCUGCAGCAGGACAGUCACCUGGCACCCAGGGUGACCCUCACCAGCAUCCCCAGCCUCCGGCGGGGACGGGAUGCUCCCAGGCGCCCGCCCGCAGCAGGGAUCUCGUCCACAACCUCUGGGACGGGAUGGAAGCUGGCCACGGAGCGCGACCUGCCUCCUCGCCGAGACGUCAGCGCCACAUGACGGCGUGCCACAGCCACCUGCGUCACCACGACCCGGCGCUGUCACGGCCUCCCAGGCAAAAGGAUGUGGCUCCUCACGCGGUCGGUCAGUCGCACCUGCAGAUGAAGCCCCAGCAGCGCGGCUGCACCUUCUCCCCACGGUGGCUCUCCGGCGCGGGCAGGCUGGGGAAGGAAAGCCUUUCUCCUGAGCUGGGAAUCCCCUCCUGCCCUACUCGUUCCCCAAGAGAGAGCCUGACACGGAAGAGGAAGAGGUAUUUUUAGCACUUAGCCUACGAUUGUUUCAAGGAUUGAGCUAAGAAGAGGAAUUGACAUCAAAUGAAGGAUUGCUUUUGCUUUAAGGGGAAGCCUUUUUUUUUUUUCCUUCCUACUACUCAGUCAUUGCAAAACUUUUCUGUGAAAAGGGAUUGGUAAAAAUCACCUUUUGUAGGAGGCAGCAGGAGAUUGGCGUCAGAAACCGCUGGACGCUGUUCCCUAUGCUGGCACUGGCUCCUCGUGCCCUUGCCCAGCUCCCACGGUGACCUCGCAUCCCAAUGGAAGGGGACAGGGUGGUACUAAGCCCCUCUGCCCCAGCGCUGGUCACAGCUCCCAGCACCUGCGAAGCUAUGAGCUGCCUCCACCUGCCAGACCGUCCUCGCACACGUCCUCUCUGCAUUCCUGCUCUCCAGCAGCUUUUCCUGACUGUUGUCCAUGGCUUCUUCUGAAGCCCCUGGGAACCCAGGUGCUUUCGCCUGCCCAGCUGCCAUCCAACCCCAGUAUGUAGUGGCUAUGGCAACCCAUUUGAGAUCCUCCAGGUCCCAGAAUAAGAUGCCAUCCACACCUUGAGGAGUUUGCCUGAAAGCAAUAUGGUUAAUAGGGGAAAAAAGUGCCUUGCUGCAAUGUAAGACUUGUCAGCACCCACAUGACAGGCAGGAGCAUGGUGAGAGCAGGUUCUCCAGGGACCCGAAAGGGAGAUGGUGGCCCUUAAAAGCAAAACCACUGGCCAGAAGGUGGCAAUAUCCCCUCUCCUUUCUGGGCCUGACACUGUGCAGAGCAGAGAAGGGAUCAGCCCCUUGUGCCAGGGAUGGGUCCAUUUUGGUUUGGAAGCUCUAACCCCACUCGGACCCACCUUUGGAUUGAACAGCUCAGGCAACGGCAGGACGAUGCUCCACGUCCCACCCAGGUGGUUGGGCAUCCCUGAUGUCCAUCUCCUGAAGUUCAGCCUGCACUGGCCAUAGUGGGUGCUGGUGUUGUGAAUGCCACAGAACCUAUGGCCACAGGGUGUUCCACGGGGAGGGGGGGUUGCAAAGCCCUGCCCCAGGGAGGAACAGCCCCAGGCACCAGUAUAUGCUGGGGCCACCCAACUGGAAAGCAGCUUCGCCUAGAUAGCAACCCUAGACCUUCCUCCCCCUCCACCUGCACAGAGGUGGGCUUGCACUUUGCCCACCUUGGUGUCUUGCUCAGGAGAGAUUAGGGGACUGCUGACCUUCCUGACCCUCUUGUCUGAAAUCUUCUGUCGUAGGGUCUAUUUGUGCUGAUGGUCACUUUUUAAAUCAUUCCAGAAGGAUUAGCAUCUCCAGCAGAGCCUGUGUUCCCACUGAAACCUCCUCAUCCCUCAGCAGAGAUGUGGCAAUGGGACAAUUUGGAGCAACAACCAGCAAAGCAGCUCUUCCUGGCAGGCUGGAUGCAGGACACCUGCUGCAAAGGAGUCCAGGGCAGAGUGUAACUGGGAGGGACUGGAAGCCACUGGAGGCCCUGCAUCCCUCUGGCUGGUGUCUGAAGAAGGAGGUGUCUCAUUAGAAAUGCCCAGCACACAGGAUUGCCUUUGCUUGGCAAUUCCUGCCUUGCACAUGCUUGGUGAACCACUGCCCUCCCUCUGCCCACUGAGCACAUGAUGCCCAAAAAAGCACCCAGGCACCUCCCAACACUGACAAAAGCAGCUUUUCCUGGUCAAAAAAUUCCUAAUCCCUCCAGAAGCUGUUCAGAUUUCCCCGCAAUGUCCCCCUCUGGCCCAAGGCAUUUCCGCAUUCCCCAAGGCUGAAAAGGGAACUUACAGAGAAUAUGAUUUCAUAACAUCAAAAUCCUCGGAGUUAGAGUGAAAGGAGCGCUUGGGCUAGCACGAGGGAGAAGUGUGGACACCGUAUCUGAUUUGGGGUCAAGGUAAGAGAAGGAUCUGCAAAAGCCAUGAUUGAGAAGGUGAGAUGUCAAAGAAAUAUCAGGGACUUCCAGAGCACAGUGAGUACCAGCAGAACCGAACUGACUCAGGAAAGGUGAAAGCCAAACUAUGUCGCUGCAGUGAGACGGGUCUGACUUCGGUCUUUUACCAAAGACGAUGGAUAACUUCAUGACAAAGGACCCCAGCUUUACCCCAGGGCCGAAGGAGUCCCACAGCACCCAGCUGUUGGUCAUACAGCAGGGCCCCAGGCACCCCAGGGUGCUGUCACCCUGUCCCGCACAGCACCAGCAUCUGGCCCCAACAGCGGGUGCUGCUUCGUACCUCAACCCGCGGGGUCCUGUGAUGUGUAUAAGCAAAAUCCAUCAUGCCGGGGACUUAACAGGGACUCUCUCUCCUUGCAGAGCCCUCGGUGGAAGGGGACCAGGUUUGGAGACUGGGUUCAUCUCUGCCACAUGCCACCCGGGACUGGAGCCAGAGAGAGUUUGAUCUUACGGGGGACAGCAGUACCAGGGUUCAGGUGAGCCCACUCCUGCAGAACAUCCUUCCCACGGAUGCAGAGGCCAGUGCGUUGCCAGCAGAUCGCAUUGCCCCUGCGGAUGGAUGAAGUCUGCCCAGAUGCCUGUGCUCAACCUCCCUGCAGGCUCGGGCUGACGGAGAGCGGCAGCGGGGUGGCCUGGAAUGAAAGCCACCACUGCCGGCUGCUCGCCGGGUUGGUGCCGGACCAGUUCCAGAUGUGCCGGAGGAACCUGGAGGUCAUGCACAGCAUCGUCCGGGCCGCCCGCCGGACCAAAAGCGUCUGCCAGAAGACCUUCACAGACAUGAGGUGGAACUGCUCCUCCAUCCAACGUGCCCCCAGCUUUGGCCCUGACCUGCUGAAAGGGACCCGGGAAUCCGCCUUUGUCUACGCCCUGGCUGCUGCCGCCGUCACGCACUCCAUCGCCCAAGCCUGUACCUCGGGAGAACUCCCUCUCUGCUCCUGCGGCUCCGUCCCCUCGGAGGUCCCCGGGCCGGACUUCAGAUGGGGUGGCUGCGGGGACAACCUGCGCUACGGCCUCCAGCUCGGCACCGCUUUUGCUGACAGUCCCUUAAAAUCCAGCAAACUGGGGACACAAGCGCUGAAGGCCAUGAAUCUGCAUAACAAUGCCGUGGGCCGGCAGGUGCUGAGUGACUCCCUGGAUACCAAGUGUAAAUGCCAUGGUGUUUCAGGCUCCUGUUCGGUGAAGACCUGUUGGAAAGGACUGCCAAACCUGGAUGAAAUUGCCUCUGACCUCAAGUCCAAGUACCUGGCAGCCAUCAAGGUGACCCACCGGCUUAUAGGGCCCAGGAAGCAGCUGAUACCCAAAGAAAUGGACAUCAGGCCAGUGAAAGAGACGGAUCUGGUUUAUCUCAACAACUCUCCUGACUACUGCACACCGAAUCUCCACCUGGGGUCUCUGGGGACACAGGAUAGGCAAUGCAACAAGACCUCCGUGGGCAGCGACAGUUGCAACCUGAUGUGCUGUGGCCGCGGCUACAAUGCCUACACGGAGGAGGUGGUGGAGAGGUGUCACUGCAAGUAUCACUGGUGCUGCUACGUGGUGUGCAAGAAGUGUCGGCGGAAGGUGGAGAGAUAUGUCUGUAAAUAACGCCAGAGGCGUCACGGCAGGCGGGAGGACUCUUGUGUCGGUCUCCUCCAGGGCACAGCUGGAGACCGAGCGCCAACCGCAAGGGAUGCUCUGAGCUACGGCAAGAAGGCGGCUAUGCGGGAAGCCUGGACUCUCGCAUUACCGUGGCAGACCUCAAACUGAGAGGUGCCGGGAAGCCGAAGACCAGAGGCCGACCUCUGUUCCAUCUCUCCAGAGCAAGACAAAGGGCUGCCCUCCUGCAGCUGAUCGGGAGUGUCCAGCCCUCUGUCUCCAGCUGGGGACAAACCAUUUAUCACUCCGCAUGCACAGGCCCUUUUCUCCAAGGGUGAAUGGGGACCCUGGGCUGCCAUUGUCUCUUUGCAGGAGGCUUCUGACAGUGGCCUGAAAGCCAGGAGUGAUGGAUGGGAAUGGGGAUAGACAGUCGUCCGUUGGGAGAAGGCUGCAGGGGAAGAAAGCUGCUUUGGGUGAGGGGGUCAUGGCCAGCUCCUCUGGGGACAGGUUUCCACUGUGGGAUCACCCAACACCACUGAAUGUUCUUCCUCAGGGACAACUACUGGUCCUGUGCCCUUCGCAGCAUCUGAAAUGAAGACAGGCUGGGACACAGGCAGAACCAGUUAUUGCUCCAGGAGACAGAACUUGUCGAUCCUCCCCAUGACCUGUAUGGACAUUGCUGCUGCUCUCAGUGGUGACUGAUGAUAGCAGACAGAUCUAGGGACAGGAGUGGUCCCAGAGGCUACCGAAGCAGGGCAGCAUUGCAAAACUGCACCCAGCGGCCUUGUAUUAACAAGGCAGCCAUGGCAGCACUGUAGCUUCUGCCCUCUGGGCUUGUGUUGGAGGUGGAAGCCCACUCAACGUGUGGCAUAUUCACGGCUUGUCCUUCCUGCCCCUUCUUUUAGACCACUAAGGUCUUCAGCCCACUCCUUCCACCCCCUUAAUACCAGGUGUGCUGGCACUCUGGCCUGGAGAGAGGACAUGACUCCAGGGACCGAGGGAAAUAAGAAUGAACCUUUAGUCUCUGUACUUACUGUAAGUGGGAUUCUGGUGUGUGUUUUUAAAAUAAAUGUCUUAUACUGUACCUCUCUGCGACAUGUUUCCUAGGUCAACCUCCUUUCUCCAACUCCUUCUCAGCUGGCCACAGAGAAAGCGAGGCUGUAAGAUAUGUGUCAGCCUCAGCUACUGUGCACAUAUGGAAAACCUGUGGGAAGGUUUCUGUCGCCUGUUUCCUCAGGUCUCUGACCAGCCAGCAAGGAAUCCGGCUUCCUGAGAUUCAGUGCUGGUGGCUGGAAACCGAGGCAGUCCGGGAUCAUUUUCUGAUCCUUGCGAACAUGGGCUGGAAUAGCCAAGAGCACGUGUGUGAACAGCAAGGAGCCAGGAGCCAGGGAUGGGGGCUCUGAUGGCCCCCCAUUUCCCUUAGCACGGAAACUAAGCGCUUCCAUGGGAUAAGAGCUUCCCGUUCAUGCAGCCUUUGGAGAGAAAGGAUGAGUCUAAGCACAGAGGUGCUGAGGAGAACCCGCAGCACAAGGAGGACAGGUAAACAGGAUGGAAAUCCUAGGGCAAUUUCCUGCAGCUCAUGCCACGACCUAGAGACUCUGGUGGCUUUGCGUGCGCCUUGGUUUAUUUGUGGUUUGCAUUGAAUGGAGUUGGCUGCGUUCAGCCCUAAGUCCAGCUGUAUGAUUACUCAUUUCCAUAUUCAUUUAAUCAUUUUUAAUAGCCUCUGCUGGGUCACGGAAUCAAUUCAUGAGCUUUUAUUGUAAACCAUCCCUCCACUUAAUGUGCUCCAGGUUUCUGUAUUAACAGUGAACGAGAGAGAGCUGAGAGUCAAAGGUGGCUUGAGACAAGCCUGGGAGCUGGAAGUUGAAAUGCUCAGGGGUGAAGCAUAUGCUCACAUAGUUAACCAAGUGAGUUAACUAUCAUUAUCAGUUGUUAAUGUUCCAUUGACUUGAUCUGGCUGCUGACAUCUAGCCUUCCCAGAGUGACAGUACAGCCACAGCUUGCAAGGCUUCCGUCACAGCUGCCAAAGGCCAAAAAGCUAUCUCGAGUUUGUCUUUUAAAAUGCAAUUAGGGGUUAGCCACCAGCAUUCCUCAGAAAAGGGAGUCUUCAGCAGCCAGGCUGCAAAAUAGCUGCAGUUUCUGUGUCCAGAGCCAGGCUGAGCGGGGAGGUGAUGCAGGUACUUAAUUAGGAGGAUUGCUUAAAUACCUUCCCUACAGCCACCUCGCUGUGCCUAGCCAGAUCAGAGGGAGGUGAAACCGGGAGGGGCUGUGAACUGGGCAGAGCAUUGCAAAACGAGCUGGUGAGAAAAAAACAGGGGAAGGAUCUUGUGGAGUGAGAGAUUCAGCCAGGAGGGUGGGAAAUGUGAUUUGCAUUUGGUAACUACAAACACACAUAGCCUGGGGUAGAGGAGAGGAGCCACAAUAGCUAGGAAUGCCCCGGGGAGAUGUCAUGAUCCCCUCCUAGAGAGGUCCCAUUUGAAUUUCUGCCUGGGAAAAGGCAGGGUCAAGUGCUGAAUAUGCAGAGUCCUCUCCUUCCCUCGCUUCUUGCAUCUUGACUGCAAGCCCAACAGGGAAGAGCUGGGAAAGGACUGGAGGGGUCAAUCAGCAGCGAGGACCUUGGGCUCCGUUUGCGUCCUGCAGGAAAUUGGAAAGCACUGUAAUUAGUCGAAGGGUGCAAAGGGUCAGGCUGGCGGGAAGGACGAUGGUGGGGAGGUGACAGUCAAGUGACAAUGCUGAGUGGGAGGUGGUGUAAUCUGGGCCCAUACCUGGAUUUACCAGGCUUGUGAGAUCUGCUGGACUGGAAGAGUCUCCUAGAGCAAGGCAGUCGGCAUCUGACGAUGGAUCCAGAUGGAAUAAACCCUGUGCUUGGCCCCAAGGGUUGAGGAGAUCCAUCUGACUGGAUGCAUUUUCUCUCUCUAACCCUGCUUGGACAGAAAAGCCAGCAGGAAGGUGCCAGCGGAACACGGAGCUCCUUCCUACAGCCCGGGUUAGCACAAGCACCCUCUGAGGUAAAAAGAUGGGAAAACUCAGACCCCGAUAUCACCUUCCAGUGGCUUCCAGCACCAGUCAGUGCAACACUCUGCCAGAGAAAUCGGUGCAAGAAGGCCUUUCUCCAACCCUCUACACCUUUGCUUCCACCCUAAACAUCUCCAGCUCUGACAGAUAGCCCUUCAGGACCUGAAUAAACCUGGGCAAGGACAGUAGCAGUGUCCCUGAAACCAAGAGCAUCUCUGUAACAAUUGUGGCUUUGCAGCCCUUCAGACACUUCCUCAUGCGUUUCUUUUGCCCUGCUUUCACAAUCGGUCCUCUCCAGACUGCGGUAGGCUGCUGUCAUUACCCUCUGCUUCACGAACCCUCGCCGGGCUCGCUGCUAAUGUGACGGCUCUACCUCUUUGACUUUCCUGUCAUUAGCCAUUUUUCCUGAUGUUUUGUGGCUUUUUGUUUAUCUGUCUCUCUGGAAAUGAGACUCCCCAGAGCUGAAUUCUCCAUGGCCAUGGCAGAAGUCUUUCACUUUCUGGUGCUAUGGGAGAGAUGGCUGUGAAAAUGGCUUGUGUGUAGAAGAAAACUAUCCCUCUUCAUGAAAUGUGGUGAGAACCAGGCAAAGGCUUUGCUCUGAAAAGCCUCCUCUUGGUUACUGCUUGACUUUUAAUUGGGGUUUGAAAGGAGUAACACUGGUAUGAAUGCGAUCAUUCCCUGCUGGUUAGACUCGUGCAGAAAAUGAAAUCUGGAGAAAGGCAAGUGAUUUUCAUGGACUCUUUUGACUUUGCUGCUAAAGCACUGAUUUUUUUUUUUUUGUCCUUUUAUUUCUUUAUUCAUUGAGGGAUGCUGCAUAACUUAUUCCAGGAGGAUAAUAUGAGCAAGGGCAACAAGCUGUUGGUAAUCAAGUAACCGUUUUGGAGGAAGAAUGACUCUGUGUUCAAGAACAUGUUGUGAUAUUUCUUCCCUACAGCCCUGGAUU